Molecule: messenger RNA, 1260 nt
Organism: Cucurbita moschata (crookneck pumpkin)
Lineage: Eukaryota; Viridiplantae; Streptophyta; Magnoliopsida; Cucurbitales; Cucurbitaceae
Product: GDSL esterase/lipase At4g16230-like
Exons: 4
Coding region: 1-1101 (366 amino acids)
Molecular function (GO): hydrolase activity, acting on ester bonds
Source: RefSeq, a predicted model, not a curated record
AUGACAAGAAACACAAAUCUAAGAACGGUCUUGUUGUUCUUCUUCUUCUUCUCUUAUUGUGAAGGAGGAAGAGAAAUAAGAAAGGGCAAUGGAGGGAUGAUAAAGGGAAUGUUUGUGUUUGGGAGCUCUCUAGUUGACAAUGGCAACAAUAACUUUUUAGAGAACUCAAGGGCCAAAGCUGACUUUUUACCUUACGGAAUGGAUUUUUCUCUCGGUCCGUUGGGACGAUUUACGAACGGCAAGAAUGUUAUCGACCUUCUCGGAGAUUAUUUUCACCUUCCUUCUCCCAUUCCUCCGUUCACUGAUCCUUCAACGAAGGGGAAGAAGAUUGUUCAUGGCGUCAACUAUGCUUCUGGUGGUUCUGGUAUUCUAGAUAACACCGGUGCCAUCACGGGAAAUGUAAUAAGUUUGAACAGACAAAUCAAAAACUUUGAAACCGUGACGUUGCCUGAAUUGAGAAGAGGUAUGAGGACGAGGGUAUCGUUAGACGAGUAUUUGUUUGUGGUUGGAUCGGGAGGGAACGAUUACUCAUUCAACUACUUUUUGAGUAACCUCCACUCGGAACUCAGCCUCGACUCGUUCACAGCCAACCUCACAGCCACAUUGUCUCAACAACUCAAAAAGCUGUAUGGUUUGGGAGCAAGGAAAAUAGUGUUGAUAUCAGUGAACCCAUUAGGGUGCAGUCCAAUGGUGAGAGCAAAUAACAAAGGACAAUGCCUUGAUAUACUAAACCAAGCUGCUCAAAUGUUCAAUCUCAACUUGAAGACAUUGGUGGAUGACCUAAAACCACAAAUGCCACUCUCCAAUCUCGUCUUCCUUAAUUCGUACAAGAUUAUCGAUGAUAUUAUCUCUCACCAUAUUUCUAAAGGGUUUAUGGAGGCAGCUGUGCCCUGCUGUGAAGUGCCAUCUCUGAGUGAAGGUGGGAAUGGAGUUUUGUGCAAAAAUGGAGGCCAAACUUGUCCAAAUAGAACCAACCAUGUCUUCUUCGACGGGUUACAUCCAACCGAAGCUGUCAACGUCCUCAUAGCAUCUAAGGCUUAUGCUUCUCAACUUCAAACCGAAGUUUAUCCCACUAAUCUUUUUCACCUCGUCAAUCUAUAGAUUCCGACAUGUAGAGUAGAGUAGAGUAGAGAGAUUUGAACCUCUGACCUCUUAGUUAAAAGUAUGUCUUCACUAAUUGAGUUACGCUCAAUUUGAGAAUCUCGCUCUUUCUCUGUGAGUUGUCAGUGUGUAGUAGUAAUAACAUUAGAACUUUAUUCA